GAGGUUUUGAAAAAAAACAAAAAAAAAGAGAAAUGCUCUUAUAAUCAUGGUGUUGCAAACGAGACUAGAUUAUGGAUUCAAUGGCUAUGAGGUGCCUCCCACACCUCGAGCUGCAAGAUCCCCAAGAAAGAGUGCUUUCAAGAAGAAAAGCGAAAACAAUCAAAUAUCAUCGUCCUUCGAUUUGUUGGCAGCAGUAGAUGGAAAACUACUGCUUGAAAGUGGUGGGGUUUCUUCUUCCUCAAGUAACAACGCCUCGGGAGAUAAUAAUGAAGAUCGGUGUGGGGGUAAGAAAGAACCAGACGAUCAAAUGGUUGUGGAAGAGACUCAUUGUGAUCAUCAUCAUGAUAAUAAUGCUGAAAGGAGUUUCUUUGUCUCUGAGAUCCUUCCAAAAGCUCGUGAAAUGGAAAGCUUCAAUAGAUCUCCAAACCCUAAUAAAGAUUUCCUAUUUGGAUCUACCUCUGGUAUCACUUGUGAAUAUUCCUCGGAGAAGCUUGGAACUCAAGAAUUAGCGUAUGAGGAAGCCAAGAUCCACAAUGGUGAUUGUUUUAGGUCAGAUACUAAUGACAAGAAACCAAUGCUUGAGAGGCUAAACUGUGAACCAGAGUUAUCAAAGAACAAGGAUAAGCAUCAUAUAGAUUUACUCAAUGGUAUGGAAAAUAAUGAUGGAAGAGUUAAGAAAGUUCUGUCUUCAAAGUAUUGUAAAGUCUCUUCAAAUCAGAAAGAUACAAUGGUAGCUGGCUCAGACUUGGACUUGAAGCCUGGUUAUUACAGCAAGAAACAUUGUCUCAAAAGCUUAAGAUCGGAGAAGAAGUAUCCAAUCAAGAAAAGAAGAUACUUUGAUGGUUAUACAGCCUCACAGUCAGAAGAAACAGUUAGAAAUGAAGGCCUUUCUGGUUCACCUCGAAAGGCUUUUCUGUCAACCAUAGCUUGUCAGAAGCAGCCAGCUUUACAAUCAAGAGAUUCUCAUGUGAAACUUGGAAUCAAGUCAUUUAGGGUUCCUGAACUUUCCAUUGAAGUUCCAGAGACUGCUACUAUUGGUUCCCUUAAGAGGACAGUCUUGGAAGCUGUAACCACUAUACUUGAAGGUGGAUUACGCAUAGGUGUUCUUGUUCAUGGGAAAAAGGUUAGAGACGACAAUAAAAUGCUUCUUCAGACAGGAAUCUCUCUAGACACUCUUUCAGAUACUUUAAGCUUUUGUCUUGAGACCAAUCCUCCACAAUCCACAAAACCACUUUCUCCUAAAGAUUCUGAUUAUAUGCGUCCGUGUAACGUACCUCACACUCUAACUAAGUGUCUCCCAACACUGGGGAAACAUGCUAAACCAAGUGACUCUGUUGAAAGUGACCUUGACUCCAAACCCUCUUCACCAUUUAGGGCUAAACCCGUCUACUCCAGAGCCUUGAUUCCUGUCUCUCCUCCUCUGCAUGCUCAGGCUUUAAACGUAGUCCCACAUCGGAAACCUAAGCGAUCUGAGGUGGCACAGCGUAGAAUACGUCGACCUUUCUCUGUUGCGGAAGUAGAGGCGCUUGUUCAAGCUGUGGAAAGACUUGGGACCGGAAGGUGGCGUGAUGUAAAGCUGAGAGCGUUUGAUAAUGCAAAGCACCGGACUUAUGUUGAUUUGAAGGACAAAUGGAAGACGCUGGUGCACACAGCGAGAAUAUCACCGCAACAAAGGAGAGGUGAGCCAGUUCCACAAGAGCUCUUGGACCGGGUACUAAUGGCUCAUGCCUACUGGUCCCAACAACAGGGAAAACAGCAGUUGCUAGAGGGACCCCAGAAGCUUGAGACCAGUCUUGGUCUUUAGAGGGAAAAAAUGUCAUCUUCACGGCGUGAGAAUGGACAUAUGAACCAGCUUUUUUUUUCUUUUCAUAUAUACUUAAUUAUUUGUUUUGUUAUGUCAUGUAUUUGAAAAGAAUCAUUGUAUAAGAAAAAAAGGAAUGGAAGGUGGGUGGUGAAGAGAAGAUAAUAGAGA
Brassica oleracea var. oleracea is the source of this 1972-nucleotide messenger RNA. RefSeq names its product telomere repeat-binding protein 5-like. Bases 47 to 1804 code for a protein of 585 amino acids. Lineage: Eukaryota; Viridiplantae; Streptophyta; Magnoliopsida; Brassicales; Brassicaceae. The transcript has 9 exons. The record is from RefSeq and is a predicted model, not a curated record.